CCCUUGGUGACCUGUCGAGAACCUCCUCACGAUGGAAAAGGACGAUCUGGAACCGCGACCGCAGCCACUCAGACCUCCGCUUCACACCCGCAUACGAUGGCACAUAAGAGAUGGACUUGAUUACUUCAACGAGUUGAACUUCCCGCGUGUCAUGUACCAUCUGCUGUCCUUUGUCUACUUCUCCUUCAUCCUGUAUCUCACAUACUACGUGCUACCCUUGCCUGGACACUGGACGCCCAUCCAGCAAUCCGACAAGAUCCCCAUUAUCUCUCAGAACUUGAACAGUUACUUCGGGUCCUUUCAUGGAUUCUCCGAGUGCAACAUUCGUGCCCUUGACCUGUAUCAGCCUCCCUCACAGGAUCCGCCACUCCAGGGUGCCCCCAAUGUCUACUGUCCUCGCCGCAAGGAACUCCUGGAGGCCUUGUCAGGAGGGGGUCGGAUCGGGUUUGAUGCGCCCUACUUCCCAAGAGACUGUCAUUACCGCUGGUACUCGGUGGAGGAGAUCUGCAUGAUCCUGGAACGCUUCGACGCCGUUGUCUUCGUGGGCGACUAUAGCCUUCAGGCCGUCUACAACGGACUCAGCAUCCUUCUGCGACAAGACUUGACGCACGGCGCCCUGCGAACUUGGGACAUGGACAAGGAAAAACUCCGCCAAUGCAGCUGCGACAACCAGUUCACCUCGCAGACCUGCUCCGAGCACUUCCUCACGUCCAGCCACGACCUCACCAGCCACCCCCCAGGCCGAGCCGACCACCCUUACCUGUGCAGCCGCACGGCGCAUUCCUUCCUGGAGAUCAGCGCGGCGCCGGCCCCGUCCUCCGUGACGGAAAAGUUCAAGCAACUGGUGCCUCGCGUGGCACGAUCGAACUACCACCCGGUCGCUAUCGUCCACGGCGUGUCGCCCAACACCGCUCCCUCAGACACCGCGAUCGCCUCGCUCGAGGAGUUCUUGGCCCUGGCAGACUCGUCGCACCGGAAGACGCCCAUGCUGUGGGUCGGCCCCGCCGCUUCAGGCCACACCGAGAUCCGCGGCCGCAAGGGCAACCAGGAGAUCUGGGACUUUGACCGCCGCCUCGCCGGCGUGGCCGAGGACAACGACGUCGACGUGCUGCGCAUGUGGAACUUGACGGUGCAGGCCAACAGCUGGGACGGGAUGAGGUUCGGGGAGAAGGUCGCCAUCACCCAGGCGAUGAUGGUGUUGAACUGGCUGGCGAGGUUGCCGUCCAGCUGAGGAGGAAAAGCGGCAAUAGAAUGAUGAUUUCCAAAAGGAAGCGCACAAGAACCGCUCAUGUCGUCGGACUGGGUGGAAGGGAUUACUAUCAACGGUCACAG
Molecule: messenger RNA, 1332 nt
Organism: Cladophialophora immunda
Lineage: Eukaryota; Fungi; Ascomycota; Eurotiomycetes; Chaetothyriales; Herpotrichiellaceae
Exons: 3
Coding region: 32-1231 (399 amino acids)
Source: RefSeq, a predicted model, not a curated record